CCUCGCCUAUGGGCCUUGAGCUUGGAACCAUGGAACCUUCCGCUGUUUGUGUAUUUGGGAUUGAUUACCGCUUUUUUUCAUGGCUUCCCCAGUUUGGCUCGCAAUCCAAUAGUCCUGCAUCCUCAUCCUCAGCUCAAGGCCCCAGUUUUCUCGGGGUGAUGUGCGUGGCUCCUCUUAAACUCCUCGCCUCCCACUAGUCGUCUUCGGGCCCUUGCAUACCUCCCUCUUUUCUUCUCGACGGAUUGGUGUUUGGCCAAGAUGUCGAGUCUCGGGUCAGAAUUCGGGCAAGAGUUUGCCAAAGAAACAUGGACGCUCUAUGCGGUUGGGCUUCUGGGGGUUGUGAUGCGAUUCAUUGCACGGAUACGACGGUUAGGCUUUCGGAACCUCCAGGCAGAUGACUACCUGAUGGUAUCGGCGGUGAUAUGGUAUACCAUUCUCUGUGUUGCCUUGAAUCAGGUUGCCUCCGGGGGAGGAUCGAACCUGAUGGAAGACGAAGACAUUGAGAACUUGACGCCGGCCAUACAUGCAGAGCGAGAGAGUGGGAGUAAGUGGGUGUUCGUAUCCGAGCACGCCUUUAUACUGGCGGUCUGGUCAAUGAAAGCCUGCAUGCUGGUGAUCUAUGCCCGCAUCACGAACGGGUUACAACAGCGCAGAUGGGUCAACUAUCUGGCCAUCUACGUGGCUCUCGGGUUUGUCGCUGUCGAGCUAUCUCUCUUCUUGAUCUGUCGGCCUCUGACGAAUUACUGGGCCGUGCCGACCCCGGACUACCAAUGCUCCUCCUACCAAUACUACGAAAUCGUCCAAGGAUGCAUCUCCAUCUCCGCCGACAUCUUCAUGCUCCUCAUCGGCAUCCCCCUCCUCGCCCAAGUCCGCGUACAGCUCAAGCAGAAGCUCAUCCUCAUAAUCCUCUUCGGCAUGGGCAUCUUCGUCAUCGUCGCCGCCAUCCUCAACAAAGUCUACUGCCUAGUCCCCUCCCUCAUCUCCUACGUCUACAUGAACUGGUACUUCCGCGAAGCAACCGUCGCCAUCCUCGUCACCAACCUGCCACUCAUCUGGUCGCUGCUCCGUGACGUCUUCCCCGUCCUCAAGAGCUGGACGGGCGGCUCCAAGCGCACCACCAAGGACUGGUACCGCUUCGGCAACAACAGCAAGGCCACCUCCGCCUACCGCCCUUACGGACCGCCCAGUCAGUUCCGGUCCGGCGACGUCAGCAUGAACACCUACAACCGCAGCAUGGUCACCUCGCAGAAGCCCGUCUCAGACCUUACCAGCUACUCUAAUAGUGACGAGCGGUUGCCUAGCGAGGAUGGCUCUGAACGUGCGCUCCGUAUCCGCCAGGAUGUGACUGUCACGGUGGAACGGGAGAUUCGGCCGCCUGAUUAUUUUGAACAUGGUGGUAACGUCCGUCAACCGGAGCCGUAAUUUACUUAAUUUUUGUUUAUAGAGUCUUGAGUUUAUAAAAUGAUACCUAUGCGCGUUACUAGACG
This is a messenger RNA of Aspergillus candidus, 1487 nucleotides long. RefSeq lists its product as uncharacterized. Lineage: Eukaryota; Fungi; Ascomycota; Eurotiomycetes; Eurotiales; Aspergillaceae. The coding region runs from base 259 to 1422 and encodes 387 amino acids. The transcript is spliced from 4 exons. The record is from RefSeq and is a predicted model, not a curated record.